Messenger RNA from Pogona vitticeps (central bearded dragon), 4281 nucleotides. It is a transcript of the gene SYMPK, whose product is annotated as symplekin scaffold protein. Gene Ontology annotation, cellular component: mRNA cleavage and polyadenylation specificity factor complex. The record is from RefSeq and is a predicted model, not a curated record. NCBI's taxonomy places the organism in Eukaryota, Metazoa, Chordata, Lepidosauria, Squamata, Agamidae.
AACUACAUUACCCAGCGGGCUUUGCAGCCGCGCACGGUGACUGACCAUGGAGAGGACUUGACCGUCGCCAAGAUGGCUGCUUUUGGGGAAGAGAAGCGUCUUUUUUUCCGAGGCUGAGAAAGGGACUGAGGAAGGAAGGGAACUGGGCCAGGCCUCGUUUUUCAGACUGGUUUUUGGUGGCUGAAUAGCUCCAGCGUGGCUCACCAUGGCGAAUGCAAGUCUCUCCCGCAUGAGCAUCGCUUCCCAGUUCUUUACUGGGGAGGAGGCUGCCGGCAUAGACACCAUGACCACUUCGGAGAGGGUUGUGGAUUUGCUAAACCAGGCAGCCUUAAUCAAUAAUGAAUCUAAAAUCACAAUCCUCAAACAGGUCCAGGAAUUGAUUAUAAACAAGGACCCCACACUGCUGGAUAAUUUCUUAGAUGAGAUCAUUGCCUUUCAGGCCGACAAGUCCGUUGAGGUGCGGAAAUUUGUCAUUGGAUUCAUAGAAGAAGCCUGCAAACGAGACACGGAGCUGUUGCUCAAGCUCAUUGCCAACCUGAACAUGCUGCUGAGGGAUGAGAAUGUGAACGUGGUAAAGAAAGCGAUCCUUGCUAUGACUCAGCUGUACAAGGUGGCGCUGCAGUGGAUGGUGAAAUCCAGAGUGAUCAACGACAUGCAAGAGGCCUGCUGGGAAAUGGUGUCUGCCAUGGCCAGCGAAAUCAUCCAGUUGCUGGACUCUGACAAUGACGGGAUCCGCACUCACGCCAUCAAAUUUGUGGAGGCACUGAUCAUCACCCUCUCGCCCCGCAUGCCAGACUCGGAGGUACCCAAGCGUCAUGAGAAUGACAUCAGCCUUGACCGGGUUCCUACUGACCACUCCUACAUCAAAUACAACAUCCUGUGGGAAGAAGGGAAAACAGCGCUAGAGCAGCUGCUGAAGUUCAUGGUGCACCCGGCCAUCUCCAGCAUCAACCUGACGGCAGCCCUGGGGUCUCUGGCUUCCAUCGCCCGCCAGCGGCCCAUGUUCAUGUCGGAGGUCAUCCAGGCCUAUGAGACACUGCACGCCAAUCUCCCUCCGACGCUGGCCAAGUCCCAGGUGAGCAGCGUACGGAAGAACCUCAAGCUUCAUCUGCUGAGCGUCCUGAAGCACCCGGCCUCUGUGGAGUUCCAGGCCCAGAUCACCACCCUCUUGAUGGACCUGGGCACGCAGCAGGCCGAAAUCACCCGCAACAUGCCCAACUUGAAAGAGCUGCGCAAGCGCCCGCGGGAUGAAGGCGACCCGGCACUGAAGAAGAUAAAGCUCGAACCAGCUCUUGGGGAGGAUGAUGAAGAUAAAGACCUGGAGCAGGUGGCAGCGCCAGCCCCCAAGCCCUCCAUUCAAGUCAGCAUGCAGUCGGACAUCGACAUAACAGCGGAAUUCCUCCAACCCCUCUUGACUCCGGAUAACGUGGCCAACCUGGUGCUCAUCAGCAUGGUCUAUCUCCCCGAGAACAUGCCUGCGUCCUUCCAAGCGACUUACACACCUGUGGAAUCCGCCGGCACUGAAGUCCAGAUCAAACAUCUCGCCCGGCUCAUGGCGACCCAGAUGACGGCUGCUGGACUGGGACCUGGGGUAGAGCAGAUCAAACAGGCCAAGGAAGCGAUUAAAGAAGAGAAAAUGCCCAAGCCGGAAAGUGUGCUGAUCAAACGACGCAUCUCCACACUCAAUCUGGGCCAAGCCAUUUCCGUGGUGGGAGCUCAAAGCUCCACGUCUUCCCCUGUGACAGAGUCUGGGCUGCUACAGGCAAAGCGACGUCCAGAACCAAUCAUACCUUCCACCCAGCCUAGGUUGGCUGGGGCCAGUGCCCGCAAGAAAAUCUUCCGCCUGAGUGAUGUGGUCAAGCCUCUCGUAAACGCGCAGAAGGACAAGCUGAAGCUGGCCGCCGUGAAGCGGAUCCUGCGCUCGGAGAAAGCCGUGGCUUCCAGCGGGGCAGCCCAAGCUCGGGUGAAGAUCCUCUCUUCCCUGGUGACCCAGUUCGAGGUCCCUCUGAAGAGCGAAGUCCUCACCUUCAUCCUGGAUGACACCCGGAACCGUCUGGACCUUGCUUUUGCUUGGCUGUACCAGGAGUACAACGCCUACCUCAGCCAGUACCCCUCCGGCGUGCUCAACAACUAUGACGAGUGUCUCAUUGGGUUGCUUUCCGGUCUUCAGGAGAAGCCGGAUCAGAAGGACGGAAUCUUCACCAAGGUGGUUCUAGAAGCCCCUCUGAUCACGGAGAGCGCCCUGGAAGUCAUCCGGAAGUACUGUGAAGAUGAAAGCCGCACUUAUCUGGGCAUGUCGACUCUUCGGGACCUGAUCUUCAAGCGCCCGGCGAGGCAGUUUGAGUAUCUGCAUGUUCUCUUGGACCUCAGCUCCCACGAGAAAGACAAGGUGCGCCAGCAAGCACUGCUGUUCAUCAAGCGAAUGUAUGAAAAAGACCAGCUGCGGGAAUAUGUGGAGAAGUUUGCACUGAAUUACUUGCAGCUCCUGGUCCAUCCGAAUCCUCCCUCUGUCCUCUUUGGAGCUGACAAAGAUACAGAGGUGGCUGCUCCCUGGACAGAAGAGACCAUCAAGCAUUGCCUGUACCUUUACCUGGCUCUCCUGCCCCAGAACCACAAGCUGAUCCAUGAACUGGCGUCCGUCUACACUGAGGCCAUUGCCGACAUCAAGCGCACGAUCCUCCGAGUGAUUGAGCAGCCGAUCCGCGGGAUGGGGAUGAAUUCCCAGGAGCUGCUGAAAUUGGUUAAAAACUGCCCCAAGGGCGCAGAGACCCUGGUGACUCGCUGCCUGCACAGCCUGACGGAUAAAGUUCCUCCGUCUCCAGAGCUGGUGAAGCGGGUUCGAGAUCUGUACAACAAAAGACUUCCGGAUGUCCGAUUCCUUAUUCCUGUCCUCAAUGGGUUGGAAAAGAAAGAGGUGAUCCAAGCCCUCCCAAAACUCAUCAAGCUGAACCCCAUAGUUGUGAAAGAGGUUUUUAACCGCCUCCUGGGAACACAGCAUGGCGAAGGCAAUUCUGCCGUUUCCCCUCUGAAUCCCGGGGAAUUGUUGAUUGCCCUGCACAGCAUAGAUUCCACCAAGUGUGACAUGAAGUCCAUUAUCAAAGCCACCAAUCUAUGCUUUGCUGAACGCAACGUGUACACGUCGGAGGUGCUGGCCGUGGUGAUGCAGCAGCUGAUGGAACAGAGUCCGCUGCCCAUGCUUCUCAUGCGGACUGUGAUCCAGUCACUGACCAUGUAUCCGCGCCUGGGUGGUUUCGUCAUGAAUAUUCUUUCCCGCCUCAUCCUAAAGCAGGUGUGGAAGUACCCCAAAGUGUGGGAGGGCUUCAUCAAGUGCUGCCAGCGCACCAAGCCUCAGUCCUUCCAGGUCAUCCUCCAGCUGCCUCCCCAGCAGCUCAGCGCCGUCUUUGAGAAGUGCCCGGAGUUGCGGGAGCCUCUUCUGGCCCAUGUCCGCUCCUUCACUCCGCAUCAGCAAGCUCAUGUCCCCAAUUCUACGAUGGCCAUCUUGGAAGCCAGCAACAAGCAAGACUUGGAAGGGAAGGAGAUGCAGGCCCUGGAGGAGGCGAGGAGCACUGCCCCACCAAGGAACAAAGGACUGAGAAGAGAGAGAGAGGAAGAAAUGGAGCCGCAGCCUCUCCUGCCUCGUGUGUCGCAGGAUAUGAUCGCCCUACGCUUGGCACAGGAAAAAGCCCUCAAACGCCAACUGGAAGAAGAACAGAAGCUGAAACUGAAGCAGCAGCAGCAGCCGCCACCUGCCCGUCCUGCAAUCCCACCAACCCCAUUGCCUGCCGAGGACUCUCUAGACUUGCAUGAGGAAGUGCCUGAGGUGGAGACACCCACUAUCUUCAUCAGCAUGCAGGAGGAAGAGGAGAGCUUUGGAGGAGAAAGCUCUCUGCUGGAUUCCAGCUUGGAGGGACCCUGGCCGACCAAGGACCUACCAAGCAAGGAAGGAGGAACAAGCAGCAGCUCAGAUGAAGGAGCCCCAAGCAAACCACCCCUCACCGACGAGUCGGCCCCCACACCAGAAGAGCCUGAGAAGGAAAGUCAGGAGGUGGAGGCGGAUUCACCCGCCCCAGAAGAAGAAGAAGAAGAGCCAAAACCCAGCCUAGAGGAAGAGGAGAAAACUGAGAGCUGAUGGUUGAGAGCAGAGGAGAAUGGAGAGAAAAUACAAAACAGAACACAGAGACUUGGGGAGAUGGGAAAAUGGGAGGGAGCCAACUAGGAAAAGAGCCAGAAGACAGAAAUGGAAAAUAUGAGGUUUCUAAAUAAAGACUUUUAGAUCCUCUG